Messenger RNA from Equus quagga, 4159 nucleotides. RefSeq names its product cyclin D1 (gene CCND1). Bases 163 to 1050 code for a protein of 295 amino acids. The record is from RefSeq and is a predicted model, not a curated record. Gene Ontology annotation, molecular function: cyclin-dependent protein serine/threonine kinase regulator activity. Lineage: Eukaryota; Metazoa; Chordata; Mammalia; Perissodactyla; Equidae. Gene Ontology annotation, biological process: positive regulation of G1/S transition of mitotic cell cycle; regulation of cyclin-dependent protein serine/threonine kinase activity; mitotic cell cycle phase transition. The transcript has 5 exons. Gene Ontology annotation, cellular component: nucleus; cyclin-dependent protein kinase holoenzyme complex; cytoplasm.
UCCAGAGGGCUGUCGGCGCAGUAGCAGCGAGCAGCAGCGGCCGCGCGCUCCGGCGAGGGGCAGAAGAGCUCGAGGGAGCGCGGGGCAGCAGCAGCUAGAGCCGAGCCCAGACCGAGCCCCGGGCCCACCGCCGCCCCAAGGCCACCCAGCAGAGCCCCAGCCAUGGCACACCAGCUUCUGUGCUGCGAGGUGGAGACCAUCCGCCGGGCAUACCCCGAUGCCAACCUCCUCAACGACCGGGUGCUGCGGGCCAUGCUCAAGGCGGAGGAGACCUGCGCGCCCUCGGUGUCCUACUUCAAGUGUGUGCAGAAGGAGAUCCUACCGUCCAUGAGGAAGAUCGUGGCCACCUGGAUGCUGGAGGUCUGCGAGGAGCAGAAGUGCGAGGAGGAAGUCUUCCCGCUGGCCAUGAACUACCUGGACCGCUUCCUGUCGCUGGAGCCCGUGAAAAAGAGCCGCCUGCAGCUGCUGGGGGCCACCUGCAUGUUCGUGGCCUCGAAGAUGAAGGAGACCAUCCCCCUGACGGCCGAGAAGUUGUGCAUUUACACGGACAACUCCAUCCGCCCCGACGAGCUGCUGCAAAUGGAGCUGCUCCUGGUGAACAAGCUCAAGUGGAACCUGGCGGCCAUGACCCCGCACGAUUUCAUCGAACACUUCCUCUCCAAAAUGCCGGUGGCCGAGGACAACAAGCAGAUCAUCCGCAAGCACGCGCAGACCUUCGUCGCCCUCUGUGCCACAGACGUGAAGUUCAUUUCCAACCCGCCCUCCAUGGUGGCUGCUGGGAGCGUGGUGGCCGCGGUGCAAGGCCUGCACCUGGGGAGCACCAACAGCUUCCUGUCCUACCACCGCCUCACGCGGUUCCUCUCCAAAGUGAUCAAGUGUGACCCGGACUGCCUGCGGGCCUGCCAGGAGCAGAUCGAGGCCCUGCUGGAGUCCAGCCUGCGCCAGGCCCAGCAGCAGAACCUGGACCCCAAGGCCGCGGAGGAGGAGGAGGAGGAAGAGGAGGUGGACCUGGCCUGCACGCCCACCGACGUGCGGGACGUGAACAUUUGAGGGCGCCCGCGGCGAGCAGGGGCCGGCCCCAGGUGCUGCCCUGACGGACCGCUCCUCUCUGGACGGUCGAGACCAGGAGGGAAGGCCCCCUUCUCCCUGUGUCAGUUUUCUCCUUUGCUCUUUCUCCCUUCCGUCUCUGACUUAAGCAAAAGAAAAAAAAAGUACCCGAAAAACUGUCUUUAGAAAAAAAACAAAAAAACAAAAAAAGGAGAGGGGAAAAAAAAAAAUAGUAUUUGCAUAACCCUAAGCCGGGAGGGAGGAGGGCUGUGCUAUAAAAAUAGAGGAUUUUGUACCCCAUAAUCAACUAGUUUUUAUAUUAACGUGUUUGUGUCUCUGAGUUGUAAGGACAAGGUAUUAACACAAGGAACGAGUCUGCAGGGGAGGAUGAGAUUUAAUUCUUUCUGUGUUUAAGACAAAAAAGCAUAAAAACCUUUAAAAAAAAAUAGAGAAGAAAGUCAACAAAGCAUUUUUAAGGUAGAAGAGCGUCUUAGGUAGGAAAACGUAUCCUUGUGCUUUUCCGGAGGAGCAAGGCUUUAAGGCGACUCGGCAUCCUGUAUCUCGCUUCCUCGUGCAUGUAGUCACUUUAUGUCAUUGUGUGUGUUUAUUUUAUCCCGUAGGUAGGCGUGUAACCUCUCCACCUUGUCCGUGGCUGGCGUAACCUCGGUUAGAGUAGCAUAGAGUUCAUCGAAAACUGCUAAAUCCUUUCUGCCUGUGGACCGGCCACGUGCGCGGUUUGUCGGGCGCCGGACAGCCAACCCUCCGGACUCCUGGCGUCUCCGCUCCUGGGAAGGGAAACCGCGGUAGCGACCUAAUAUAUUCUAUUUUUGUAAUCUUCCUAAUUUUGUAGUUGCCUGUUGAGGCGGUGCUUGCUUUGCACCCCACAGACCUGCGGCCUGCUCCCGUCCAGGUGAAAUUCACAGCUCCUUUGGUUGGUUUUCCUUCUUGAUAUUCUAAAACCAUUCCAUUUCAAAGCACUUUUGGUCCAGUAGUUCGAGGCACGAUCUCUGUUCGGGCUGUGUGUCGGGGCGGGGGGGGGGGUUGGGGCGCGGUUUCUCAAUGGAAUGGUUUGGGAAUAUUCACGGACUUGUGUUCCGACAGGAUGGCAAGGCAAAUGCAUGUCACUGUGGUGUUCGCGAAAGGGGCGUGUUCUGAAGGCCAGGGUCCGGUCAGGAGGAGGGAGGAAAGUAGCCCCACUCUGCCAGGAAGAUGUGUUUCUUUUUCUGUAGAGAAGUUGAAGUUUGGGACCCUUUGGUGCCAACUGGUGUUUGCAAGUAGGGGCCUUAAAGUAGAGAGCUCGUAGCAUAAGGGUUAGGAAGGUUUUUAAACACUAAAGUAUAUAAUUUAUAGUUAAGGCUAAAAAGAAUAUUUAUUGCAGAGGAUGUUCGUAAGGCCAGUAUGAUUUAUAAAGUAAUGCAAUCCCCCCCUUGAUUUAAACACACACACACACACACACACACACACACACCCCUUUCUGCCUUUUAUGUUGCAGGUUUCGUACCGUUUAUAAAAGUUAGAUCCUUUUCUAGGAAAGGAAAAAAAAAAAAAGUCCCGAGAAAAAGCCCAAAAAUCACGUUGAUUCGGCUGAUUAGGCCUGUUGGGCGUUUUCCCAGCGUGGUCCGAUCUAAGGGCCCUGGGAGUUAACCCAGAAAAUUAGGGGCCUUGAAAUGAGUUCAGUUCCCCAGAGUUUCUUAUGCCCUGCCCUCUCCUUUGAAGAAAAUUUUAGCCACCGAUAGACACUUUGCACAUCUUGGCUACGUUCCUUUUUGCAAUUGUGAUGUGGGGAGUGUUGAAGGGGAGGAUGUGAGGGAGGAGGUGCGGAGGGGAGGGGAGGCGGUGGGACCAGGCGAGGGGACAGGCUGCGGCUCCGCUUUCUGAUGCGCUGCCACCGAUGACUUCCCGGCACGGUUUGGAAACAGACUGACAUCGCUUCUCUCUGUCUCUUUCAUAUUGUGUUGCUGCUAUUGGAGGAUCAGUUAUUGUUUUUUUACAAUGUCAUAUACUGCCAUGUUCUCAUUUUAAUUUUCUCAUAGAAAAAUGUAUGACAGAUGCCUCUCUUUUUUUUUUUUUUUUGUAGAUUUUUUUUUUUAUGUGAUCAGUUUUGACUAAAUGUGAUUACUGCUCUAUUCCAAAAAGGUUCUUGUUUCACAAUACCUCAUGCUUCACUUAGCCAUGUGUGGACCCGGUAGUCAGGCUCUGUCUGACCUGUGGCCUCCUGCUUCGGCAAACAGACACGCGGACGAGAUCCCAAAACCGGCCUGGUGGGGAUGGGCUGCCGGGGCCUUCCCGCAGCCCCCCUGGCGUCUCUGGGGACCAGGCCGUGUCCGUCUCCUUUGCCCUGCGCCUGUUAUGCUGGACUCCCCACCUGUCCUGGGACUUACCAUCAUAGUAGUUUUUACCGCUAUAUCGUUCUUUGCGUGUAGCUAUGAAAGUUGCAUUAUAAUAAUUAUUAUUAUUAUUGUAACAAGUAUGUCUUGACGUGCCACCGUGGUGCUGUGCUGUGGGACUCGGUCAUUCAGGGAUGACUGAAGUAGCUUCUGAAUUCGUUCGAGUUUCUGGUGCGUUGAUUCUGUUCUGUGUGCUCGUGUUCUCUUCUGUUCAUUACAGCCUCAUGCUCAUUUCGAGACUUCAGAUCUCAAUGAAGCUAGCGGUGCUGUGCGCCCAGGAGCCGCCUCGCACGCUGACGAACCAAAAGGAUUUGUGCCAUGUGCGGCCCGGCGCCAGCGGGGGCAGCCCCUGUGCCGAGGCCACUGCAGGCCCAGGACCCGCCCCGCCCUGCAGGAGCACUGCUUCCGCUUACCUCAACCAUUCCGGCUGCGGCAUCUGUGUGUCUGAACCAAACAGGGGUCCUUGAGGGUCGGUCUGUCCUAGUUGGGGGGUGGACAUUGUGUGCUGAAAGGCCAAAGGCCGGUGACAGGUCCGGGAGCACAGCGGAGUCUGUCCUGUGACCAGCAAGUCUGUGAGGGUCUCUGGUGGGCGGGCACUUGGGGUCUGUGUGUGUUUCUGGUUGCACGCCGCGGCAUUUCCCAGCACAGACAUGUAACCGGCACGUUUCCAGCAGAAGACAAAAGACAAACAUGAAAAGUCUAGAAAUAAAAUUGGUAAAACCCUG